GACAAACUCCAAAUGUCAAAUAUUUAACCCGCCAUAUAUAAUCUCCAUUUAUGUCAUCAUAAUUAGGCAUUUCAAGGUUUAACUAUUUGACUCGUUACCCAAAUUCAAACAUCUAUUUUUGCAUAUAUUUUUUUUUCUCCCGUUUUCCCGACUCUUCGUUACAAUUCUUACCAAUUUACACCAUAUCUAAAUCAUCAAAAUCACAUAAUUUUUUUCAUAAUAAUCUUUGAUCUUCAAUUGGGUUUGUUUCGAUGUUCGAUCCAGAUUUUUUAAUGCAACGAUCAGAUUUAAAGAUCCAAAAUUUUCCAUUUUGAUUGAUUGAAUUGAUAAAUUGGGUUUAUUUCUUAAAAUAAUUCUUCUUGAUUUUCUGGGUUAAUUGAAUUAUGCGCGGGGAGGCAUCCUCGGAGCAAGAACAGGACGACUCCGACAGUGAUUUUGUUGAGAAAGAUCCAACUAAACGUUACGGUAGGUAUAAGGAAAUUCUUGGAAGAGGGGCUUCUAAGAAAGUAUAUAGAGGAUUUGAUGAAAUAGAAGGUUUAGAAGUAGCUUGGAAUCAAGUUAAGAUUUCGGAACUAUUGCGAAAUUCUGAGGAUUUGGAACGGCUUUAUUCCGAGGUUCAUCUCCUUAAGACCUUGAAGCAUAAGAACAUUAUAAAGUUCUAUAAUUCUUGGGUUGACACAAAGAAUGAGCAUAUCAACUUCAUUACUGAGAUUUUCACAUCAGGCACCCUUCGCCAAUAUCGACAGAAGCAUAGGCAUGUUGACUUGAGGGCAUUGAAGAAAUGGUCUAGACAAAUUUUGGAAGGGCUUCAGUACCUUCAUAGUCAUGAUCCUCCUAUUAUACAUAGGGAUCUUAAGUGUGAUAACAUAUUUGUGAAUGGCAAUAGCGGAGAACUAAAGAUUGGUGAUCUUGGAUUGGCCGCAAUUCUUCACCAUGCUAAUGGAGCACAUAGUGUCAUAGGUACUCCGGAAUUUAUGGCACCAGAGCUUUAUGAAGAAAAUUACAACGAGCUUGUUGAUAUCUAUGCCUUUGGCAUGUGUUUGCUAGAAUUAGUGACUUUUGAGUACCCUUAUACUGAAUGUGCCAAUGCUGCUCAAAUAUACAAGAAAGUGACAUCGGGAAUUAAGCCUGCGUCUUUGGCAAAAGUGACAGAUCCUGAUGUGAAAGAAUUUAUUGAGAGAUGUAUAGCUGAUGUGAGCAAGAGAGUAUCCGCCAAAGACCUCCUAAAUGACCCUUUUUUGUCAGACGUGAGUCCUGAGACCACUGCACAUUCAUCACAUGUUAAUAUUCCGCAUUUAGAUUCAGGUUCAGAAUCUACUCAGAGUAUUCACAGCAAGUCUGAUAUUGAUAAAGGAAUAUUGUUGGACAAUCCUAAUCCCGGGCUAAGUAGAGACGUUACACUAGAAGGAGAAAGAAAAGAUGUCAACACAAUAUAUAUAAAAUUGCGGAUAGCUGAUUCCACAGAUAAAUGCCGCAAUAUUCAUUUUCCAUUUGACAUUGAAGCCGACACGUCAAUUGCGGUUGCUAGUGAAAUGGUUCAUGAACUGGACCUGACAGAUCAAGAUAUUACAACCAUUGCUGACAUGAUUGACUCUGAAGUUCGGGAUCUAAUCCCAAAUUGGUCAACUAAGGAUUCAUCUGCUGGUGAUUCAUUUGAUAGCCCUAAAACUGACCCUAAGGAGGAUUCAUCUCCACAUAACGCCUGUGAAAAUAAGGAUGAUACUUCUCCAUUGUCAAAUGCAUCACCGUUUUCUACAAGCAAUGUUUUUCCAGACCAACUACCUUCUGGUCGUAAGUUUUGGUCAGAUUCUCCAAAAGACUCUCCAAAAAUUCGUGAUGAGAUGUCACCAAUUGGGAAUUCUAGUUGGCAAGAAUUUGAGAGCGAUAAGUUUGGUCAUGAGCAUGGAGAGCCAAUUGAGAAUGUUGAUGAGCCAUACACUGAAUCGGUGUCAAAUAAGCUUUUAAAGCACGAACAUGAGUGUGGUGGGUUACCACCAAAAAGUCCUACAGUUUUUCAUUUACGAAGUGAGAGUGAUGAUGUGUUUCAUAAAUUAAGUAGUCAAGAAGAGGAUUCUUAUAACAAGAAGGAUGAUAUUACGGUUCCAUUUACUCAAAAUGAAGAAGGUAGCCACAAGGAUGUUAGUAAAUCAUAUAGUGUGGAAAACUACGAUGGCAACUCUUACAAUGAAUCAGAUUUGAAGGCUAUUGCUGAUACACUUGAUCAGUUGUUUAUUCAACAGCAAAAAGAAGUAGAUGAUUUGAAAUCGAAACAUAAGUUGGAUAUCUCUCAUGUUUUAAAAGAUCUUCCACCUCAAAUGCAUGUAAAAGUGUUUAACAUGUGCAGCACGAAAAUGGUAUCUUAUAUGCCCAAUGUUGGUGGGUAUAAUGGCAUUGAUGAUCGUAUUCAAGUACCAGUAAAAAGAAUAUUUACACGCUCGUUAAGUACCCUUGAUCUUUCUAUUACAAGAACAAACAUAAAGCAGGAAUCAACAUCUGGAAUUGCUGUUAUUUUAAAAAAUGAUUUAGAAAAACCGUGAAUUUGGAAAUGAUUUAAUACAUUGAUCAAAUGGUAUUCAACAAUUGUGAAUUGUGAUUGCUUUUGAUAUCUUAGAUUUGUAGAUGUUAGUUUCUGUAAAUGAUACUUAGUAUUAUCAUUUAUGUUUUCUUAUUCAAAUAUGUCUGUGUUCUUUAAUGAUAUCUAUGUACAAGUUACUUGUAAGGAACAAUUUUGUGAUGAUUUAGUCUCAAAUGAGA
Messenger RNA from Chenopodium quinoa (quinoa), 2754 nucleotides. RefSeq names its product probable serine/threonine-protein kinase WNK3. Bases 384 to 2537 code for a protein of 717 amino acids. Gene Ontology annotation, biological process: intracellular signal transduction; protein phosphorylation. Gene Ontology annotation, cellular component: cytoplasm. The transcript has 8 exons. The record is from RefSeq and is a predicted model, not a curated record. Gene Ontology annotation, molecular function: ATP binding; protein serine/threonine kinase activity. NCBI's taxonomy places the organism in Eukaryota, Viridiplantae, Streptophyta, Magnoliopsida, Caryophyllales, Amaranthaceae.